This is a messenger RNA of Cryptotermes secundus, 2964 nucleotides long. RefSeq lists its product as uncharacterized. The record is from RefSeq and is a predicted model, not a curated record. Lineage: Eukaryota; Metazoa; Arthropoda; Insecta; Blattodea; Kalotermitidae. Bases 59 to 1936 code for a protein of 625 amino acids. The transcript is spliced from 5 exons.
UUUCGCGGUAACGCACGGUGUCAAGGUGGUCAAGGUAGUGGAAGUCGUACGCCGAGUAAUGGGAAAAACGCCGAAGGAAAAACAUGGGAAUGAGAGGCGCAGGCCUUAUAACUAUCCAAGAAAUGCCCAAGCUCAGACUCAGAAGUCUGGUACUGAAAGUCGGAACUACAGUUAUCCGUCCGGGAAUGUACAAAGGAGGCUCCCUGGGUACAAUUUGCAGUAUCAAGGAAUACCUGUGCCAAGCCAUCCGUAUCGUUUUGGGGCUGGACAGGGGUACCGGGGAAGACUUCCUGGAAUCAAUACAUCUUUGAAGCCUAUCUUUGGUAGGCAGAGGAGACUAGAUCAGCACAGCAAACAAGCUCUUUCUUUGCAGUGCCCGUCUUCUCAGAAAAUAAUGCAAUCACACGUAGAGGUACAUGAAUCUGUUCAAGAGACAGCUGAGGGUGCAGCAUCCCAGAAAGAGGGAUCUGCCGAGCCUCUUAUAAAGAAGGGCCCAGAAAAUUGCAGUUCCCAUGAAGAAGAUCCAAAAGACGAGAUAUUGGUGAAGAUUGAGAAUGGAAAUCUGGAUGCGGGUGAUACAAAUUCAGACUGCAAUGAUACUGAUUGUAUGAGUGGUGAUAAAGCUGUUAUUGCUGAAGAAGAUGCCGAGAAGACACUGCCCAAGUCAAAAUCUGUUGCCAUUAAGGAGAAGAAACUGAAGAAGAGUGCAUCACCUAAAAUAUCGCCCAAAGGAAAACAGAGCCCCAAGUCAAAGAAAGAGGCAAAACCAGACAUAAAAGAAGAAGAUGAGGCUGCAAACAAAGAGAAGGAAAAGUUGCAGAAUAAGAAACUUGAAUCAGAAUUAAGGAGUCAUGAAUCUGCACCAAUACCUGAUCUGCAGCCAAGUGUUCAGAUUACCCAAUUGAUAUCUCCACUUACAGAAGCACCUGAGAUGAAUGACAGUGUGGUGGAGGUUCCGCAUCAGGAUCAGAACAAAUCUCAUGUUAGUUCACCUUCAGCAAGUGUAGAGGAGAGCUCUUUGAAACCACUAGAUACUCACAGCACAAAAGGUUCACCACGAAGGAGCUCACGGCUUGCCACACACCUAUCUUUACCAAAGCAGAGAAGUCCAGCUAAACCUGAUUCAAGCAGUAUCAUCGUGUUGGAAAGUGAUGAUAACAUUUCUGUUCUGGAAAUAAGCCAGAAGUUCCAGGAGAAAUCAUUUGCUCAAACCCUCCGAAGUUUGUCAGGGCGCCCAUCACUGAGACCACUACCUGCUUACAAUAGGUCAUUCAGUAGACCAUCUACUGUUGGCUCUGCGUCUAUUCGCAGCAACUUCUCCAGUAGAUCAUGGACCACAACAGGUAAUGAUUCUGAGAGCGAAAUUCAAGACACCAAGCUUCUACAGCCAAGAGCAGGUUUGUGGGGUUUAUUCCGCACAUCUAGCCAAAAUACUUCUUCUCAAGAUUGUACAACUGAUAAUGAAGAAUCGACAAACCGUUCACUUGCAGAUGAUAGUGGAAAUGAUUCAGAGGCCACAAACGAUCCUCUUGAGGUCCCAUCAAGCCUCAGCUUUGGUAAGCGGAAGUGUCAAGAUGCAGGCUUCUUAGAGGAGGCAGAACAAGAACAUAAAAGGAUCAAAGGUGAUGGAAGGAAGAACAGUGCCAAUAUAUCUGCCGGAUUAUUAUCCAUCGUGUCUUCACCGAUGAAUUUGUUUGCAAGCAAAAUAAAGGGGGAGAAGGGUAAGAGCAGUACUCCAGUUCAGAUGCUUAAAGCUUUUGAUCUGGAUGAAGGAACAAGAGAUGAUACAGCUAUUCAUCAAGAUGAUGUCAGCGAGAUCCAAUAUGAAGAUGAAAAUCCAAAUUAUGUGGGUGAAAAGGAAAGUCUGGGAGCUGUUUUGCAAAAAAUGGAUGAAGCACAAGAAGUUGCUCCGAGAAGGUGGUGUAGCAUCAUGUGAAACUGCAGCUGAUGGUAUAGCCUUGAAGUGGCAUACUUUCAGUUAAUCUGUUCUCUCUUCCCCAUUGCAAACACCCACAAUUAUUCCUGGAAAUGACGUGAUCAUGAAAAAUAAAUGUGUGAGGUCGAUACGUCUGUAAAAUUCUGGAACUUUUUAAUGCACUUGUCAUUUUAUUAGACGAUUGAGUUUUAGAAUAUUUGGAAAGAUUUAGUACAAACAAACGUCAUUAAGAGUUUUUCUGACUUAACCAUACUGUUCUAGAAACGUUACUAUAAACAUAUAUGUACUGCCAUGCACACUGGCCAUCUGCGAGAUUACUUUCAUCAUCCUUUGGCGAUAAUUAUGUGACAGGAGAACCUCAGAAAUGUUAUAUUACCAUACUUCUUCAAAUACCCCACUCGCUUCAAUAAGAUGUGUACUCCAGUUAAAAAAAAAAAAUAGAAUCUGAAUGUUCAUGUGAAUUUAUUAUAUUCAGUAUAUGUAGUACAUAGUGUCUUGAAAUGUAAAAACAGAAUUCUUUCAUUUUUCACCACAUCCUCGUAACUUGAACUGCCGCUUUUCUCUUAUUUGCAAAGAUUAACAUCCUCAAGUUAAUGUUGAACUUCAGUGAUAUCAGAGUGACAGUCCCAGUGCUGAAUUUACUCAUAGUAAUGCUCAAACGUUACUGUUUCCGAAAGGAACCUCAGAUAGAGAUUUAAUUGUAUUUUUCUUUCUGGGCAUGAAAAUGCUUCCAACUAUCAUUGGUUUUCAGUAUCAACUUCUCUAUCUGUAAUCCUUUAAACACUGUAAUUUUGUAUUUAAACCAGCAGUGCAUAUGAAAUUUCUUCUGCCUCUUGAAUUAUUUUCAGUUUGUUUACCAUCCAUAAACACUUGUGUUUAAUACACAUGUCUGGCAAAACACAGAAAUUCAGUGAUUACCAUCAACCCAUACCCUGCAGCUGCACAGAAUGAAGAAGUAUGCAAUGAGUAGUGCUGCCAAUCCUACCCUGAAUAAACCAAAAAUUCCCCCCCCCCCCAAGAAACAAAUU